This is a messenger RNA of Homarus americanus (American lobster), 3701 nucleotides long. RefSeq names its product DNA mismatch repair protein Msh3-like. NCBI's taxonomy places the organism in Eukaryota, Metazoa, Arthropoda, Malacostraca, Decapoda, Nephropidae. The record is from RefSeq and is a predicted model, not a curated record. The transcript is spliced from 21 exons. Gene Ontology annotation, molecular function: ATP-dependent DNA damage sensor activity; mismatched DNA binding; ATP binding. Gene Ontology annotation, biological process: mismatch repair; mitotic recombination. Gene Ontology annotation, cellular component: nucleus. The coding region runs from base 116 to 3259 and encodes 1047 amino acids.
CGGACAGGGUGAAGGGAUCAAGACGCGGGAGAUGGCGGUGAGGACUUGAGGCGUCACUCACCUUAAACUCUUCUAUUUCUUUAUUAAGGACAUUGUCCGUUGGAGCUGAGUAAAAAUGUCUGCCUCUGGGGCCAAGAAACAACCUACAAUUUCCAAAUUUUUUGCACCUGGGAAAAGUGGGACAAAAAAGUUUGAUACUGAUGAAGAAAAGAAAACAAAUAAUUCCAGCAAAGUUGCCAAGGUGAAGGUCGUUAAAGUUUUGAAGAGAACAAACAAUGAUCACCCUAGAAAUGGAAAAUCAUAUAAAAAGGCCAAAACUGAAGAGAGUGAGUGUGGUACAUCUGGCUCCAGGAAAAGUUCACACACAUCGUGGACCAAGAACAGACUUGAAUCAUAUUCUGCUGAUUCUGCAGUAGAAAAUGGUGAAUUAAUGGAGGUGACUUCAGAACCCGCAACAAAGUCUGUUAUAAAAGUUAAACCAACUGUGGUCAGGAACAAGCUGGGUGAAUUCAGGUCUCAAAAUAAUAGUGACAGCAACACCGGGAUCACUAGCAGCCAACAAGCACAGUCAGGGCCUAUGAAAGCUGUGCCAGGGAUGAAACUCACCCCCCUUGAACAACAAGUUGUUGCUAUAAAGAACAAGCACCCAGACAUAGUUCUCUUUGUGGAGUGUGGAUAUAAGUACAGAUUUUUUGGAAAUGAUGCAGAAAUUGCUGCCAAGGAACUGAACAUUGUGGCUCAUCUUGACCAUAGCUUCAUGACUGCAAGCAUACCUACAUACAAACUCCAUGUACAUGUACGAAGACUUGUUGCUAAGGGUUAUAAAGUUGGAGUCGUAAAGCAAACUGAAACUGCUGCCCUCAAGGCGGCAGGAAGCAACAAAACUGCACCAUUUGGCCGUGAACUUACGGCAUUGUACACUCGGUCUACUCUGAUUGGUGAAGAUGUAACACCUGCUGGGGGUGGGGAAGCUGUUGGUGAUGGGGAUCUUGCAGAAGGAACUACUGCCAUGCUGCUGGUGGUACAUGAAGGCAAGAGUAUCUCAGGAAAGGACAACACAAUCGGUAUUUCAAUUAUUGCUAUCCAGCCCAGCACUGGAGAUAUUGUAUACGACACCUUUGAUGACUCGGCUACAAGGACGGAACUUUGGUGUCGUUUAGACCACAUUCAGCCUGUUGAAGCUAUAGUACCUGCAAAUAUAUCUGAUGUCACAAUUAAAGCUAUACAAUCAGCUUCCACAAAGAAUGAGGAUUCUAUUCGAAUCGAGCAGUUGGAUAGAGCCAAAUUUGACUACUCUGACUCUCUGAAGUAUGUGUGUGAACUAUUUGAAGGUGAUAAAGAGAGGGUGGACCAUGUGUCAAAGCUGCCAGCAGAUGUGGUCAGCUGCCUUGGGGCCACACUUCACUAUCUUGCUGAAUUUAAAUUAGAUCGAAUCAUAAAAAUGGCUGGCUCAAUUCAUAAGUAUAGUUCUGGCAGCCAUCACAUGAGACUUUCAGGUGCUACCUUACGUAACCUGGAAGUGCUGGUGAAUGCAGUGGAUGGUGGGACUAAAGGAAGCUUACUGUGGGCUCUUGAUAAAACACAGACCAAAUUUGGUUCCAGACUCCUUCGCCGGUGGAUAGUUCAGCCAUUGCUGAGUGUAGAGCAAAUUACGGAACGCCAGGAUAUGAUUGAGGAACUGAUGCACUCCGAUGCACCAAUAGUAAAUAAGUUGAAGAGUGUACUCUAUAAAUCACCAGAUUAUGAGAGAGCUCUUACAACUGUUUUUCACAAAAAGUGCAGUCCUCAUGAGUUUUGGUUAGCAGUGAAUGGAUUAUGUCAAGUACAUAGUGGAUUGUUGAGAUUCAGCGGCAAUAUGGAAGACGUUGUGAAGACUUCUGGUUUAAAAAGUCAUCUUCAGGAAGUUCUGGAUGGUUUAUCUAAUAUUGCAGCUUUUGCAAACAACUUAAAUGAAACUAGUGCCAAGGAAGGUCGGAAAACAAGUCUCCUGACGAAUUACUCUGAGUACCCUAAGGUUAUAAGCAGGCAGCAGGAGAUAACUUCUGUGGAAAAGCAGCUUAAAGAUCUCAAGCCUGAAAUUGCCAAGAUAUUAAGACUACCUGCUUUCAACUACACCACAGUGUCAGGUCUUGAAUACCUAAUUGAAGUGAAAAAUUCUCAGUUAAAGGCUGUUCCCAAGAACUGGUCAAAAAUCAGCUCAACAAAGGCUUGUUGUAGAUUUAGGUCACCAGAAAUUGUAAACCUGUUCACUAAACUACAACAGUUACGAGAACAACUACAAGCUGAUUGUCAUGAGGUAUGGCUGGACGUCUUAGAAUCAUUUUCCAGUCACUACCAGCGCCAUCGUCGAGCAGUAAGGUGCCUGGCUGCUCUUGAUGCUCUGAUUUCAUUAGCAAAUGUAGCAAAAGCUCAGGCUUAUUGUCGGCCCAAAGUCUUUUCCAGCGAGAGCAAUGGAGGGAAGUUGAAGAUAGUGGAGGGACGACAUCCAGUUGUUAGUCAGCUAAAACUCGGAGAUGAGCAGUAUGUUGCGAAUGAUACUGAUAUGAAGGUUGAGGAUCAGCGUGUCAUGCUUGUUACUGGACCAAAUAUGGGAGGAAAGUCAUGUUACAUGCGGCAAGUGGCACUCAUAGCUCUAAUGACACAGAUUGGCAGCUAUGUACCUGCAGAAUCAGUAGAAAUGUCAAUUUUGGAUGCAAUAUAUACCAGAAUGGGCGCCACAGAUGAGAUCUUUUCUGGGCGCAGCACAUUCAUGGUGGAAGUUGGGGAGACUGCAGACAUCAUGCAAGAAGCAACAACCAAUUCCCUUGUGAUUUUGGAUGAGUUAGGACGAGGCACCUCUACGCAUGAUGGUGUGGCCGUUGCCAUGGCAGCUCUUGACUACUUCCUUAACCAGGUAAAGUGUCUCACAAUAUUUGUGACACAUUACUUGCCUCUCACUGAGUUUGAGAAGUUGUACCCGGACCAUGUUGGAAACUUUCAUAUGUCCUUCAUUGUUCAUGAAAAAGAAGAUGAUGAUUUUGAUAUUAUAACCUUCCUGUACCGACUGACCUCUGGGAGUGCAGGUCAAAGUUACGGGUUAAACGUGGCACGUCUUGCUCAAGUGCCACACUCCAUUCUUGUGAAGGCUUCAGAAAAGUCACAACAUCUCGAAAAGAUCUGCAAAAUGAGAAGAAAAGGAAAAGAGGUGUUCCAGCAGUUUUUCCAAUCCAAUGAAAGUACCAGAAAGAUGCUGCAAGAGUUUAAGUGUUUGGACACUUAAUUUGUAACACUGUACCAAGAAGAAUACUACUGGUAGCCUAUAAGAAGAGAAAUGCACAUGACACCGCAACAGAAGAGUUUCCACCAAUUAAGAUAAUCUGUUGGCUUUACUAUAUCUUACAGAAAUCUAAUUGUAAAGCUUUUUGUUUCUAAGUUUUGAUAAAACUUUUUGCAGUAGUUGUUGGAUUAGAAUACAGCACAUUAAGCUUGUUAGAAAGUGUGUGAAGGAACUCAGACAUGGGCAUCAUUCUGUAAGAUAAUGUUGAAGAAAAAAUAUAAAUUAAACAAUUAUGUUAUAAACCUAAUUAAACAGUUCACAUAAUUUUGUGCUGUAAUUUAUUCUUAUAAUUAAAGUUUGUGAAAAUUAUUAAUUUCUGUUUAAUUUUGUGUGUGUCAUUAUUUAAAAGGUGUUUGGACAUUUAUAAAUAAAUCAUAUUUCUUAA